Messenger RNA from Propithecus coquereli (Coquerel's sifaka), 1193 nucleotides. RefSeq names its product guanine nucleotide binding protein (G protein), alpha 11 (Gq class) (gene GNA11). Lineage: Eukaryota; Metazoa; Chordata; Mammalia; Primates; Indriidae. Gene Ontology annotation, biological process: adenylate cyclase-modulating G protein-coupled receptor signaling pathway; phospholipase C-activating dopamine receptor signaling pathway; action potential. Bases 34 to 939 code for a protein of 301 amino acids. Gene Ontology annotation, molecular function: G protein-coupled receptor binding; G-protein beta/gamma-subunit complex binding; guanyl nucleotide binding. Gene Ontology annotation, cellular component: heterotrimeric G-protein complex. The record is from RefSeq and is a predicted model, not a curated record. The transcript is spliced from 6 exons.
GGCGAGAGCGGCAAGAGCACCUUCAUCAAGCAGAUGCGCAUCAUCCACGGCGCCGGCUACUCGGAGGAGGACAAGCGGGGCUUCACCAAGCUGGUCUACCAGAACAUCUUCACCGCCAUGCAGGCCAUGAUCCGCGCCAUGGAGACGCUGAAGAUCCUGUACAAGUACGAGCAGAACAAGGCCAACGCACUCCUGAUCCGGGAGGUGGACGUGGAGAAGGUGACGACGUUUGAGCACCAGUACGUCAACGCCAUCAAGACCCUGUGGAACGACCCCGGCAUCCAGGAGUGCUACGACCGGCGGCGGGAGUACCAGCUCUCGGACUCCGCCAAGUACUACCUGACGGACGUGGACCGCAUCGCCACCUCGGGCUACCUGCCCAGCCAGCAGGACGUGCUGCGGGUGCGCGUGCCCACCACGGGCAUCAUCGAGUACCCUUUCGACCUGGAGAACAUCAUCUUCAGGAUGGUGGAUGUUGGGGGCCAGAGGUCGGAGCGGAGGAAGUGGAUCCACUGCUUCGAGAACGUGACGUCCAUCAUGUUUCUCGUGGCCCUCAGCGAAUACGACCAAGUCCUCGUGGAGUCGGACAAUGAGAACCGCAUGGAGGAGAGCAAGGCGCUGUUCCGGACCAUCAUCACCUACCCGUGGUUCCAGAACUCCUCCGUCAUCCUCUUCCUCAACAAGAAGGACCUGCUGGAGGACAAGAUCCUCCACUCGCACCUGGUGGACUACUUCCCCGAGUUCGACGGGCCCCAGCGGGACGCGCAGGCUGCCCGGGAGUUCAUCCUGAAGAUGUUCGUGGACCUGAACCCCGACAGCGACAAGAUCAUCUACUCCCACUUCACCUGCGCCACUGACACGGAGAACAUCCGCUUCGUGUUCGCGGCCGUGAAGGACACCAUCCUGCAGCUGAACUUGAAGGAGUACAACCUGGUCUGACCCGGGCGCGUGCGGCGACCCCUCUGCCGGCAGCCGCCCCUCCUGCGCCGCCCGCCCCAAGCCGGGCGCUGCCCACAGGAGGGGUGUUUUCUGGGUUUUCUUGUUUUUUUUUUUUUUCAUAUUUUUAACAACUGGUUUUUAUUUCACAGUAUCAGGGGACGGACGUCUUUCUUUCUACGCACCUCGCGCACCUUCGCACCUUUCCUCGGCGGCAAAGGCACCUUUUUCUGGCCAUGACUCGUGGCUCGCUUUUU